This is a messenger RNA of Micromonas pusilla CCMP1545, 2202 nucleotides long. RefSeq lists its product as uncharacterized. Gene Ontology annotation, molecular function: heme binding; monooxygenase activity; oxidoreductase activity, acting on paired donors, with incorporation or reduction of molecular oxygen. The record is from RefSeq and is a predicted model, not a curated record. Bases 1 to 2202 code for a protein of 733 amino acids. NCBI's taxonomy places the organism in Eukaryota, Viridiplantae, Chlorophyta, Mamiellophyceae, Mamiellales, Mamiellaceae. The transcript is spliced from 4 exons.
AUGACCGGCGUCGCGGUCGACGUUUCAAACCGAGCGCAGGGUGAAAAAAGAUCAGCAGAAAGAGAUCGGAAUCCGUCGACGCGCGCUGAUUGGCUCGAAUCGCGCUCGAUGCUGACGGUCGAUUUCACGGUCUCGCCGGCGUCGCGCGCGCGCGCGUCGGUCACACCCGGCCCGCGCCGCGCGCUGCCACACUCCCCGCCCCGCGCACCCUCGAAGACGAUGCGCGCGUGCGCCGCGACGCCGGCGGCGUCCGCCGCGGCGUCGCCGCGGCGUCGCGCGUCGUCGUCGUCUUCGUCGUCGUCGUCGUCGCCCUCGUCGCUCCGAUCGCAUCGAAAAACCUCCGUCGUGGGCCGACGAUCGACGACGACGCGCGCGAUCGAUCGCGCGCGCCUCCGCGCGACGUCCACGGACGACACGACGGCGUCGUCGUCGUCGUCGUCGUCGUCGUCGAGCGGCGACGAGAAGAGCGACAACAGCGGCGGCGAGUGCCCGCUCGGCUUCGGCAAGAACGGCCGCAUCACCAACGCGGUGAACGGCGUCAAGAACGCGGCGUACCUCGCCUUCAUGAGCUCCUCGACGCCGCUGACGAUGGAGGAGGCGCGCGCGUCCGCGGCGGCGGCGGACCCGAACGACAUCACCAUCUUAGAGAACAAGGUGUUCCUGAACUCGCUGAAGGAGGCGAUCAGCGACCCGGUCGGGAUGCCAGCCGCGAUGCUCGACUGGCACAAGUACUACGACCGCGACACCGUCGGCAUCGUGAACCCGCUCGGUCCUGGGUGCGUCUCCACGAUCGACCCGCGGACGGUGGAGUACGUGUGCAAGACGAACGCGGCGAAUUACCGCGACCGGCUCCUGCCGGACGUGUUUCGCGUCGUGUUGAAAGACCUGGGGGUGACGGGGAGUCAGGGCGAGUACAACCGGCAGCACCGCAAGGUGUGCCAGAAGCCGUUCAUCAACGCCAACUUUCUCAAGACGUUCAGCUCGGUGGUGGAGAGCGGCGUGGGGCACCUGUGCGACUCGUGGGACAUGGCCGCGGCGAUGCCCGGGAACGAGAAGGGGUUCACGCAGGACGUGGACCUGCACUCGCAGCACUUGCUCCUGGACAUCAUAUCGCCCAUCUCGUUCGAUUACUCGUUCGACCUGCUCGGGAAGUCGCGCAACGUCAUCACCGGCGUAGGCACGUUCAAACCGAACAAGAUGCUCGAGGCGUACCACAGGAGCGCGGAGAUCAUGGGCGAGGUGAUCCUCGUCCCGCUCCCGCUGCUGAAGCUCGGCGAGCGGUUCGGGAUCGGACGACUGCGGGAGCUCAUCGAGGCGUACGACUCGCUCGAGGUCAUGGGCGAGGAGAUAAUCAAGCGCCGCCGCGACGCGCACAAAUCCGCCGAGGCGGAGGGCAAAGUCUUCGAACAAAACUGUGGAAGAGAGGACGGGAACCUCGCGUACACGGACGAGGAGCUGUGGGGGGACGUGAACGACAUCAUGGCCGCGGGGCAUCAGACGCAGGCGGCGACCAUGAGCACCGCGUUGCUGUACGUAUCUCGCGACGAAAAGGUGAAGCGCGCAAUCGAGCGAGAGGUGGCCGCGUUGGGCGGCCGCGCGCCGACGUUCGAGGACGUCAGCGAAGGCCGACUCGCGUACACGCAGAGCGUCAUCAAGGAGACGCUGCGGCUGCACCCGCCGAUUCACAUGUUUCCGCGGCUCGCGGCGGAGGACGACGUCAUGCCGACGGGGCACGAGGUUAAGGCGGGGGACCUGAUCUUAUUGAGCACGUGGGCGAUGGGUCGGAACCCGAGCGUGUGGGAGUCGCCGCUCGAGUUCGACCCCGACCGGUUCACGGACGAGCGGCUCGUCAAGCUCGCGCGCGAUCAAAACCCGGGCGCGGACGACGAGGAGAUCGACCGCGCGGUGACGAUGUUGAAGUCGGGGAGAGAUUUCAUCUACACGCCGUUCGGCGCGGGGCCGCGGAGUUGCAUCGGCGGGCUCUUCUCGCUGCUCACGGUGACGACGAUCGUGGCGUCGUGCGUGCAGAGGUUCGACUUCACGCCGGACGAGGAGUCGCUGCCGGCGGACGCGGAGAUUCCGCUGCGGUACGACGUGACGAUGUGCUUUCCGAAGGGGUUGAAGAUGCGGCUGCGGCGGCGCGAUUUGGACGGCGCCGCGGAGGCGGCGACGCCGGGGCCGGCGGUCGCCGCCGCUCGGUGA